CUCCAAAAGCUUCCAAAUAAAAACAAGAUCUCUGUUGCAAACAAACAAAAGAGCAACAAUGAAACGACACAGUAUGAUUGUUCAUCAUGUUACCUUUUCUCCUACGAGUCUUUUUUGGUUUGUUCUCUUCUUUCUCGUGUUGUUAUGUAAGACGACCACCACGAAUGCUUUGGUGAAGCUGUCGCCAAACGAAACGAUAAUCCCGGCUAUCAUAGUGUUCGGGGAUUCUAUUGUUGACGCCGGAAACAAUGACGAUAUUAAGACAACGUUGGCUAGAUGCAAUUAUCCUCCUUACGGCAUCGAUUUUUACGGGUCCAUUCCCACCGGAAGAUUUUCUAACGGCAAGGUUGCGACUGAUUUUAUUGCGGAAAAUUUCGGAAUUAAACCAACUGUACCGGCAUAUCGAAAUCCAAAUUUAAAACCAGAAGAUCUCUUAACUGGUGUAACAUUUGCGUCUGGUGGUGCUGGUUACGUUCCUUUGACCACCCAAUUAUCGGGAGGAAUAGCUUUACCGCAGCAACUGGAAUUAUUUGAAGAGUACAUAGACAAGUUAAAGAAAAUGGUUGGGGAAGAAAGGACAAAUUUCAUAAUUAAAAACAGUUUGGUCAUGGUUAUAUGCGGCAGUAAUGAUAUAACCAACACCUACUUUGGUCUUCCUUCUGUUCAACAUAAAUAUGACGUCUCUUCCUUUACUACUCUUAUGGCCGACAACGCUAGAUCUUUUGCUCAAAAAUUACAUGAAUAUGGAGCGAGAAGAAUACAAGUAUUUGGUGUACCACCACUAGGAUGUGUCCCAUCACAGAGAACCUUAGCAGGGGGACCAACGAGAAAUUGUGUCGUUAGGUUCAACGAUGCAACAAAGCUCUACAACACUAAGCUUGCAGCAAAUUUGGAUUCUUUGUCAACAACUUUGGGGGAGAAGACAAUAACCUACGUUGAUAUAUAUGGUUCUCUUCUUGAUAUCAUACUAGAUCCUCAACAAUAUGGAUUUAAGGUGGUCGAUAGAGGAUGUUGUGGAACUGGACUAAUUGAAGUUGCUGUUUUAUGCAAUCUUGCAGCUGACGUAUGUCCAAAUAGAGAUGAAUAUGUGUUUUGGGACAGUUUCCAUCCGACUGAGAAGACUUACAAAAUUAUGGCAACAAAAUAUUUUGAGAGAUAUAUAUGA
Molecule: messenger RNA, 1165 nt
Organism: Capsella rubella
Lineage: Eukaryota; Viridiplantae; Streptophyta; Magnoliopsida; Brassicales; Brassicaceae
Product: GDSL esterase/lipase EXL2
Exons: 5
Coding region: 59-1165 (368 amino acids)
Biological process (GO): lipid metabolic process
Cellular component (GO): extracellular region
Molecular function (GO): lipase activity
Source: RefSeq, a predicted model, not a curated record